Messenger RNA from Colletotrichum truncatum, 1506 nucleotides. RefSeq names its product integral peroxisomal membrane peroxin. Lineage: Eukaryota; Fungi; Ascomycota; Sordariomycetes; Glomerellales; Glomerellaceae. Gene Ontology annotation, biological process: peroxisome organization. The record is from RefSeq and is a predicted model, not a curated record. Gene Ontology annotation, cellular component: peroxisomal membrane.
AUGGACGAAUACACGGCAGAUCUUUUCAUCUCCCGCGAGGAUACCUCCGAUACCCAGCCGCAACAACCGUCGCCACCACAGCCGCCGCCCACCGUUGUCGUGGACGAGUGGCAUCCGGACACCGACGCCAAUGAGACCUCGCCCAAGAAGUCACCUACCGGUCUGCGCUCGCGCAUCGCCAACAACCUGAGCAAGAAGACGAGUAUCCAAGACCGCCUUGUUGAAAAACUCCUCCAGCAAGUCAUACCCGAGAGCUCCGAUGGCCUCACCGGCGGCGACGAUACACUGGCCCCGGGCUUCCCUCCGGACAAGAAUUCUUCGUUUUCCCAGCGGCCCAACUUCAAUAUCACCACCAUGUCCAACAACUUCCGUCGCUUCAACGCCCGUAUUGGUGUUGUGUUCAAGUUCCAGGCCCGCGUGGUCCGCUUGCUCAGCUGGCGUCGCCCAACACACACACUCUCCCUCCUUGCCGUAUAUACAUUCGUCUGCCUCGAUCCAUACCUCUUGGCCGUCGUACCUCUCGCUGGUUUUCUUCUCGCCGUCUUCAUCCCCUCGUUUCUGGCUCGCUACCCGGCCCCGCCGUCCGGUACCCUGUCUUCGGAACAGUCGGUCGGCUAUUCCCCGAAAGGCCCGCCGCUCGCCCCGGCACGAACAGUAAAGCCCGUCAAGGAGCUCAGCAAGGACUUCUUCCGCAACAUGCGGGACCUCCAGAACUCGAUGGACGACUUCUGCGUCGCGCACGACGGCGUCGUCAACACUGUUGUCCCCAUCACGAACUUCUCCAACGAGGCCGUCUCGUCCGCCCUCUUCCUCGGCCUCACUCUCACCACUGUUCUCAUGACGACCUUUGCCUCUCUCCUCCCGUGGCGGCUCAUCGCUCUAGUAGGAGGCUGGGUUGUCAUUCUCUCUGGCCAUCCGGCCAUCGCCCCGCUCCUCACACAUACUCACGACACCCACGUUGCCCCACGAGAAGCCCAUGCUCGCUCGCGCCUCGACGCCUGGAUCGCCUCCGACAUCAUUCUCGAUUCGGCUCCAGAAACGCGCGAGGUGGAAAUCUUUGAGCUGCAGCGCCAGUCGCACGAUGAGUGGGAGCCGUGGCUGUUCUCCCCUUCGCCCUACGACCCGCUCUCCCAGCCGCGUAUUGCGGGCGAGCGUCCUCGCGGCACCCGCUUCUUCGAGGACGUGCUCCCCCCGGACGGCUGGGAGUGGUCUGAGAAGAAAUGGGCCCUCGAUCUCUGGAGUAGGGAAUGGGUUGAGGAGCGCAUCAUCACCGGUGUCGAGGUGGAGACGGAGGGUGAGCGGUGGGUAUACGACAUGUACGACGAGAACUCUUCAUUUUCUGGCGGCGUGAUGGAUUCGCCUACUACCAGUAAAGGCAAGGCCAAGGUCCCGGCGCCCACGCCCAGUUGGGAGGAGGGCGAGGACGGGACGGGGCGAAGGGGGGAAUGGAGAAGGAGGCGGUGGGUUAGGCUUGUCAAGAGGAGGGCCACGACCAACGUCGUUUAA